Chelonus insularis is the source of this 1002-nucleotide messenger RNA. RefSeq lists its product as uncharacterized. The record is from RefSeq and is a predicted model, not a curated record. The transcript is spliced from 5 exons. NCBI's taxonomy places the organism in Eukaryota, Metazoa, Arthropoda, Insecta, Hymenoptera, Braconidae. The coding region runs from base 86 to 922 and encodes 278 amino acids.
GAUUUUUCUCAAUAAUGACAAACUACAUUCAUGUCGAGGAUCAAUGCAGUAGUAGAGAAUGUAAUGACUGAAUAUUUUUUAAGCAAUGUCAUUUAAAAGAGAACAACUUAUUUUAAUCAAGUGCAGUGCGGUGAUUUCUUUGAUGUCUGCCAUCAUAGUAACAACAUCAUUAAGUUCUGAUUAUUGGAUAACGGGAAAUGCAACUGCAAAAAAUGGUUCAGUUGAAGGAAAAUCAUUGAUAAAUUAUGGCUUGUUCAAGGGAUUUUUACAGAAGAGAUUUUUCGAAAGCCCUUGGGAAUAUAAUAUUUAUCUUACUUGUAUAUGGGAUAGAAAUGUAUGUAUUUGGAGCUGUCAAAAUAAUGAGGGUCUCAGAAAGAAAGAAGUUAUACAAUUGUUAAAUAACGAAGAAACAUCGCCAUGUACGAUUUUACGUUCAAUAAGAAGCUCAUCUACAACUCCUUUAAAUGAAACAAUUGAUAACAGCACAAAACAAUUUUUAAACAGUGGAAUGUUUUUAACUUCAAUUAUAUUUGUUGUUUUGACAAUGAUUUCACUUUAUAUGAGUUCGAUUCUGGCACUUGUUAAUUGCUACAUCAGUCCAGUAAUAACCAUGCUGAAUAUAAAUGGUAUUAUGAUCAGUUCUGGUUUGGCUUUUGUUUUUAAUUUCAUUGGUCUUAUAAUUUUUGGAUACAACUAUCAUAAUUGGAUUAAAGAAAACAUAGGCAUUGUUGAUACUAUCGUUGGAUAUUACGAAUCAUCAGCUGACUUGGGAUAUUCUUACUGGAUUUAUUUAUUUACCUGUAUAUUAAGUCCAAUUCCAAUUGUACUUUUACAUGCUAGAAACAUGAUAUUGAUGCAGAGCCGGGCUGAAACAACGAUUGUUGUUGCUAAAACAAAUGACCCCACUACUGCACUUUAUUAAUGACAUAUUUAUUUACUUCAAAUUUAUAAUAUUCUAAAUUGUAGUAAUGAUGUCUUGAAACAUAUUAAAAUUUUUUAUAA